Molecule: messenger RNA, 736 nt
Organism: Mercenaria mercenaria
Lineage: Eukaryota; Metazoa; Mollusca; Bivalvia; Venerida; Veneridae
Product: mucin-like protein
Exons: 4
Biological process (GO): cell-matrix adhesion
Source: RefSeq, a predicted model, not a curated record
UGUUCCAGUUACUCCUGCCAGAAUGGAGCUGUCUGUUCUAUCGAAAAAAAUCAACAUGUUUGUAAUUGCCUCGCCGGAAACGAAGGCACAUACUGUCGAACAGGUCUACAUCUUGGUUACGGUGCAGUGGAAGGGGACUCGAGCAUGUAUGGUACGGAUGAUGCUUGUAGCCCUGUACUUCGAGUUAGCUACGAUCUGCCAUUCAUGCAACGAAGAUUUACGACAAUUUAUGUAUGUACCAAUGGACUCAUUUGCUUCAACAGACCUUUCAACGGAUAUUCGAUUCCGAAAAAGCAGGGUUUUAAUAAUGAUUUUUUGAAUAUCUAUUGCCUGGCUCCGUACUUCGCAGAUUUGGACCUUACGUACACUGGCCAAGUGUGGUAUCAAGCAUAUAACACUUUAGCGGACGAUAGUUCGCAAUCGGCUGAUAUUUCCAUUAAAGUGCAUGAUCUUGUAAAUGAACUCUACGAUGAGGAAUUUUAUCCAGUUUAUGUUUUAAAGGCAACUUGGUAUGAAGCACGAUAUGUUGGAGGAAGACCAUCGGAGACUGUAACGUUCCAAGUAAUUUAUGCAACAGACGGGCAGAGGUCAUAUGCAUUUUAUAACUACGCAGAAAUGAACUUCCAAUCUGGCUUACAGUUUAUUGGAAUCAUAAACAAUGGAAAUUUCGAAGGAUUGGAUUAUAGUUCGGAUGAGUCAUACCUACGACGCCCGGAUAAAAAUCUCAUAUUUGGAG